This is a messenger RNA of Galeopterus variegatus (Sunda flying lemur), 1680 nucleotides long. RefSeq names its product acyl-CoA binding domain containing 3 (gene ACBD3). Gene Ontology annotation, cellular component: Golgi membrane. Lineage: Eukaryota; Metazoa; Chordata; Mammalia; Dermoptera; Cynocephalidae. Bases 136 to 1362 code for a protein of 408 amino acids. The transcript is spliced from 8 exons. Gene Ontology annotation, molecular function: fatty-acyl-CoA binding. The record is from RefSeq and is a predicted model, not a curated record.
GAGCAGCGCUGGGGCUUCGGCCUGGAGGAGCUGUACGGCCUGGCGCUGCGCUUCUUCAGAGAAAAAGAUGGCAAAGCGUUCCAUCCAACUUACGAAGAAAAACUGAAGCUUGUGGCACUGCAUAAGCAGGUUCUUAUGGGCCCAUAUAAUCCAGACACUUGUCCUGAGGUUGGAUUCUUUGAUGUGUUGGGAAAUGACAGGAGGAGAGAAUGGGCAGCCCUGGGGAACAUGUCUAAAGAGGAUGCCAUGGUAGAGUUUGUCAAACUCCUGAAUAGGUGUUGCCAUCUGUUUUCAACGUAUGUUGCAUCCCACAAAAUAGAAAAGGAAGAGCAAGAAAAAAAAAGGAAGGAGGAGGAGGAGCGAAGGCGGCGUGAAGAGGAAGAAAGAGAACGUCUGCAAAAGGAGGAGGAGAGACGUAGGAAAGAGGAGGAGGAAAGGCUGCGACGGGAGGAAGAAGAGAGGCGACGAAUAGAAGAAGAAAGGCUUCGGUUGGAGCAGCAAAAGCAGCAGAUAAUGGCAGCUUUAAACUCGCAGACUGCCGUGCAGUUCCAGCAGUACGCGGCCCAGCAGUAUCCAGGGAACUACGAACAACAGCAAAUUCUCAUCCGCCAGUUGCAGGAGCAGCACUAUCAGCAGUAUAUGCAGCAGUUGUACCAAGUCCAGCUUGCACAGCAACAGGCAGCAUUACAGAAACAGCAGGAAGUAGUAGUGGCUGGGGCUUCUUUGGCUACAUCAUCAAAAGUGAAUGCAGCUGUACCAAGUGAUAUGACGUCAGUUAAUGGACAGACCAAAACCCACACUGAUAACUCUGAAAAAGAACUUGAACAAGAAGCCGCAGAAGAAGCCUUGGAGAAUGGACCAAAAGAAUCUCUUCCAGUAAUAGCAGCUCCUUCCAUGUGGACGCGACCCCAGAUCAAAGACUUUAAAGAGAAGAUUCGGCAGGAUGCAGAUUCGGUGAUUACAGUGGGCAGAGGAGAAGUGGUCACCGUUCGAGUACCCACUCACGAAGAAGGAUCGUAUCUCUUUUGGGAAUUUGCAACAGACAAUUAUGACAUUGGGUUUGGGGUGUAUUUUGAAUGGACAGACUCUCCAAACACUGCUGUCAGCGUGCAUGUCAGUGAGUCCAGUGACGACGACGAGGAGGAGGAAGAAAACACCACUUGUGAAGAGAAAGCCAAAAAGAAUGCCAGCAAACCUCUGCUGGAUGAGAUUGUGCCUGUGUACCGACGGGACUGUCAUGAGGAAGUGUAUGCCGGCAGCCACCAAUACCCAGGGAGAGGAGUCUAUCUCCUCAAAUUUGACAACUCCUACUCUUUGUGGAGGUCAAAAUCCGUCUACUACAGAGUCUAUUAUACUAGAUAAAGAUGUUGUUACAGAAUCUGGAGUCUAGGGUUGGGCAGAAGAUGGCAUUUAAUUUGGAAAUUUCUUUUGACUGUUGUGGAGCACUGGAGUCAGUGCUUACACUGUUGAUUUUGGUCUGAUAGUUUGUGAACUCUUUUUGGGAAUCAGAAUUUCCCUGAGACUCUUUAGCAUUAAUACUUUGGGGUCAAAAGGGAUUCCUCAGACUCAUCCAGCCCUUGGGUGCUGACCAGCAGAGUUACCAGUGGAUGCUGAAGUUACAUGAACUAUGUGUUAAAUAUGUAAAGUCUCCAAAAUAAAACAUCCCAGUGUUGACCUGCC